UUUAAGUUUUAACCUUUUUUCUUUCUUCAACAUAAGCAUGAUGUGUUUUUUGUUUUUUUUUAAACGUGUUUUCUGGUGUAUUAAAUCUACUCAUGCAUCAAACCUUUUACUCUAAUGUAUUUAUCAUUAUUAUUAGGAUUAUUAGUGUUAUUGUUGUUGUUAUUCUGCAGUUGGAAGGAGACAUCUGACCUGUGUUGCGUCCUCUGCAGAUGGUCCCAGUGCUCCUGAACAUACCCUUGGCCACAGUGUUUGUGCUGGGCUCCAUGUGUGCCGUGCCGCUCCAGGGCCAGAAGCCGGGUCAGGUGGACCCCCUGGCGGCCCACCGAGCCAACCCGCAGUGCUGGGACUUCUCCUCGGCGCUGUUGCUGAAGAUGCGCUCCCCGAGGAUCGCUGACACGGUGCCCGCCUUCUGGGAGCUGAUGGUUUUCCUCAGGGCGUCAGACAACAGCAAACACACGGCGCUCUACUGGGACCUGGCCCGGGUUUUUUGGGACAUCUAUGUGGACUGUGUGCUGUCCAGGAGUCACGGCUUAGGACGGAGACAAGUCACCGCUGUGCACUCCCUCAUUACUGACAAAUCCUUCAGGUUCAACAGCUCAGGUGUGAAUUCCCGGUCAUGGCUCAGGGUCAGAGUGAGACGCCGAGGACAAAUCAAGACCCUAAAGACCAACAAACACUAUCACAAAUAAUGAAUAUGAUUUUCAUAUUUAUACACAGUGUACAUGUCACCAGAAACAAACCCUGUGGGGGUCACCACUCAGUGAAGUCUCCCGCAGAAGCCUCUGUUCCCACCGUUAUUAUUUUGAUAAGCACACAUUGAAAAAGUUUGCAAAGACAACAUUAGUCUAAGUUGACUUCAGAUUGUUUAUUGAUUAUAUACAGUAUAUACUUAUGUGUGCUUUGUGUUUAAUUUGUUUCAGUUAACGCAUACCUGUAUGGUAAGGGUGAGACUGCAUAGAAGGGUUGCUAGAGUUACCUGUAGUUUGAUACACUCUGCACACUCUUUAGGGACAUAACCUUUUGUUUUUGUUAUCACAUGUUCCUAUAACAAAUAUAUGUGCCCGGUUCAAAAGCAAUGCAACAGUAUAUGAUUUUUCUUUUCUCUCGACAUGAUUAUAUCAUUCCUGUUUUACAUUAAAUCCAUGUAUCAUGGCUGUAAAUUGUUAAUCCUUGAUUACACAAGUUUCACAAAAAGUGGAUAAGUGGCUAAACGACGAUGAGUAUUUGCAAACUACACUGCUG
Solea solea (common sole) is the source of this 1242-nucleotide messenger RNA. Its product is annotated as protein FAM237A-like. The transcript has 2 exons. Lineage: Eukaryota; Metazoa; Chordata; Actinopteri; Pleuronectiformes; Soleidae. The coding region runs from base 210 to 689 and encodes 159 amino acids. The record is from RefSeq and is a predicted model, not a curated record.